UGCCUCCCUAGCUAAUAUAUUAUUAUAUCACAUAUUCUUAAACCAUGUUCAGUUCAAGGUUAUAUCAGCUAAAUAGCGUGAUAGGACGGAACUUUGUGCCAUGGGGUCGUCGAUCAAUGGCUUUGACAGUCAAAAGACCACGGCCUUUGCCAUUACUUGCUGCUAAUCGCCGUUUCUUGUCACACCGCCACUACUCUUCAGAUGUGGGGGACCUUAAACUGGAAGAUAAAUUAGAGACUGAUACUUCAGUUUCAUCCACUGGUGUCAUUGAUGUAAACACAAGUGAAGUUGUGCUUUAUUUUGACCAUAUCUAUCCACUUUCUGUUUCCAAAUUAUCUUUGGUUCUGUAUUUCAGAUGGAUCUUGCAAUUCCAAAAAUAUUAUGAUGAUCGUCAAAUUAAGGAUAGGGUACUCCAUCUCGCCAAUACUAAGCACAGUAGAUUGCCCGCUGGUGCCACCAUCCAAGAAUUAAUCCCCGUGAAACGUGAUGGUGGUGCUUUCAUCAAAUUCUCCGUUCCACCUGAAAUCACUGCCAAGGAGCUUAUUUCCCAGAUUUGUGAUAAUAUCAAGGCCAAUGAAAAAAAUGAAGAUUGGUUUGAUCGGUUUACAAACAAAAUUUGGAACCAUUACCCUAAAUGUUUCCAAGUUAAGGGUACGCCAUGGAUAGAAGAUUUGAGACGAUUCCCCAGUGCCUUGCUUAAAGUUGCCUUUGAGGGAGAGCCAUUGACCGAAGAAGAGUUGUACUUUUUGUUCAGAAGAUAUGGAAUGAUUGUAGACAUUCAACCCAAAACAAGCACCCAAGCUCAUGCUGUUGUGAUCUUUAGAAACGUAAGAUCGGCCAUUUCUGCCAAGAAUUGUAUUACUGGGAUUAAGUUGAACAAGGGCAAGACCCUGCUUCAUCUUCAAUAUAUUCCUGUCAAGAGAGUCAACUAUAUUGCAAAUUUCAUUGUAGACCAUCAAAGAAUCUCCGUGCCUGCGAUUUUAGCAUUGUUAGCCACUGCCGCUGUAUUCAUUUUCGACCCAAUUAGAGAAUGGUUUAUUGAAGAAAAGAUCUCCCAUAGAUAUUCAUUUGAAACUUACAAGGAUAAUAGAUUCAUUCAAUUAUUCUAUGUUCCAUAUCAGAAUUUAAAGCGUUUUGUUAAUAAAGGUUACGAUUAUAUUGAUGAUAAAAUAAUCAAAGAUUGUGACAAGGCCAAGGAAUUAUCGAAAAGCUUGACAAAUUUCUCAGGCGAUUUGAAUGAUGACGAUGGUGAUUUCUCUCUGGACCUGAACAUUUUGUGGACAGAAAGAUUUGAAAAAGUUAAACAAUUGAAACUUUGGAUUUAUGAAAAUGUUAACACUUUUAUUGUGGUGAAGGGUCCAAAGGGUUCAGGGAAACAAGAAUUUGUUCUUGACCAUACAUUUCUGCAAGAUGAUGACAUGAAGUUGAAGGUGCUUUACAUCGACUGUGAUAGCCUUGUAAAGGCUCGUUCAGACAAUGCCUUGCUUCAAAAUGCAGCCCAUCAACUUGGAUAUUUCCCACUUUUCACAUGGACCAAUUCUAUUUCCCAAUUCAUUGAUUUAGGUGUUCAGGGUAUCACUGGACAGAAAUCCGGAUUGAGUGAAUCCAAGGAAACUCAGAUGAAGAAUAUGCUCCUGCUUACGACACAAGCACUUCGUACAGUUGCUCUUAAGGACUACUCUAAAUACACAAAUGGAGUUCUCAAGUCGAGAAGAAGAAAGGAAAGAAGCAAGGCUAAACAAGAAGAUACCACCGCUUCUGGAAUUGUUAUCGAAGAUGAAAUCCUCAAAGAGGAUCAAUAUCUUCAACAACAUCCUGAAAACAAGCCAAUAAUUGUUAUCAAUAAGUACCUUCUUAAGUCCGAUAGUAAUCAUGAUUUCGUGUAUAAGAUGAUUGCUGAAUGGACCUCACAGGUUGUUCAAAGCAAUUUGGCUCACGUCAUUUAUAUUACGCACGACGUUGGAAGUAUUCAACAUUUGACAGACGCAUUACCAAACCAAGUUUUCAAGACUAUCAGUUUGUCAGAUGCUACCAAGAAAAGUUCUUACCAAUACGUUUUGAACCAAUUGGCCAAUCUGGAGUUCAAAAAACUGGCAGUUGACGCUUGCUUGGAACCAAUUGGUGGUAGAAUGCUCGAUUUGCAAGCCUUUAUUCGUCGUAUAAAAUCCGGAGAGACUCCAGACGAUGCACUCGAAGAAAUGGUUAAUCAAGCUGCUGAGCAAAUUACUACUUUCUUCCUCAAUAAAUCUAAUGGAUCAGACGUGGAAAACAAUUGGAACUCGGCACAAGUCUGGGCUAUCAUGAAGAUCUUGGCGGAAAAGGAAGAAAUUCGUUAUACUGACUUGACCAAGAGUCCUUUGUUCAAAUCCUCUUCAGAAACACUCUCAACUUUGGCUACAUUGGAGAAACAUGACUUGGUAUCGCUUUCUCGUGAUAAGGGAAUUCUUUUGAACAUUGCCACGGGCCGUCCACUUUACCGGGCAGCGUUCAAGAACUUAGUUUCAGAUGACAAUAUCUUUAAGAUCUAUGAAUCCGACUACUACACCAACUUGAUCCAAUUGGAGAACUCUAAAAUUGCCAAGUUUGAGGAUGAAAUCGCCAAGAUUUCAGCACUUCAGGAUUUGAAGUUAUUAAAGACCCGUUUGGAAUAUAUCCAAGCUAAGGUCGUAGCCUCAACAGAGAAGAUUGUAGAGUACGAAGAGAAGAUCAAAACGGUGUGUAGUAAACAAUCGAAGCAAGAUAGCGGAUUCUUACUGAAAUUGAGUUUCAGUAGCUAAAUUAUUCAAUUGAA
Molecule: messenger RNA, 2791 nt
Organism: [Candida] anglica
Lineage: Eukaryota; Fungi; Ascomycota; Pichiomycetes; Serinales; Debaryomycetaceae
Source: the annotation of a GenBank genome assembly